Triticum urartu is the source of this 5214-nucleotide messenger RNA. RefSeq lists its product as uncharacterized. Gene Ontology annotation, molecular function: protein binding. NCBI's taxonomy places the organism in Eukaryota, Viridiplantae, Streptophyta, Magnoliopsida, Poales, Poaceae. The record is from RefSeq and is a predicted model, not a curated record.
CAUUGUUGACGGAGGGAGUAGUUCCACGGAAAGAAAAAAGAGGGAGUAGUUGCCAGGAAAAACAUUUAUCAGUGGACAAUUAUCUUGUGGAGGGGUGCCAGCAAUGAACGCUUUCCCCCUUCUCUCGCGGAUUUGUUUCUUGAAUCAAUCUCUCGCCUCUGAAACCCAUGGCGAGUGUGAGCUCCGGUGCAGCGCGGCGAGGGAGCAUUGGAUUCAGCAGUUGAAGCAUUCCAGCAAUGAUCCACUCUUUCUUCUCCAUCUCAUUCCUUCCUCUCCCCCCUUGCCGCCUCCACUCGCCGGCCCUGGCUCUCCCUUCAAGCAGAUCUGGUCUGGGGGAGCCUAGCCGCCGCUGCCCACACUCCCCUCCGAUGCCUCCCUCGGCCCUUCCCUGCCCGUCGCUGCCGAGAGGACGCCGCGACGGCGAGCCUGCUGUGCGCGCCUCUUGCUGGCCGCGGCCGUCCGUGCCGUGCUCCCUCCAUCCCCGUGGGCGUGCCUCCCUCAUUGGCAUGAGAGAAGGGCAGAGAGAAAGGAAAUGUGGCAGUCAGCAGUUGCAAGCUGGGUAUGCUGAUUCCGGCUUCAUUACAAUCCACCAGUAACACCGUGUGAGGCCCCUGGGGUGGAUCGUGCUGUCCGCAAUUGCACGAUGGAUCUCUCUGCCUUAAUUAUUUCUGAUGAAACUGCGCCGUGGAAUCGCCGCAUCCGGUUACCUUGGCCUGGGGAUGAUACAGCAUCGGUGUCAAGAUUGGGCUGUCAAAAAAGAUGGAGGUACUAGUAUAUAUACUCGUAGUAGUAUCUUCCUUUCUUUUCCUUGGAGUAUAUGCAAUGCCUGAAUGGCAGAUUCUGAUCUGAAGGAAAAAAAGAAAAAAUUCACCAAAGUGGAUACAUUGCCUGCAACUGCAAGCAAGGAACCAUGCCGUGCUUUGGCAAAAGGAAAGCAACAGCAAGAUGCCAAAAGCAGCUCGUAGCAUUACCAUUACACCACCCAUCUCCUGCUAUGUCUCUUGCAGUUCAUCCCGUUGCAGAGCUCUAACACAAAAUGACAAAGUGAAAUUUUGUUUUGUUUCAAGCAAGAUGAUGGAGUGAUCAGAGAUACCUUUGCCUUGGACUGGGUUUCUUGGAGACAACUCUUCUUUUCCUCUGCAAGUGUGAUUCGCCCCUCCUCGACUUGACUCGCCCGUGGCUCUCCAGAGAUUCUGCUCUAAAGAGAAAAGAGAAGUUCACCAGUGGACCAGCGGCGAUCGACACUACCCGCAAGUGCAAGCAAGGAACCAUAGAUGCAUGCUUUGGCAAAAGGAAAGCAAUAACAAGAUGCCAAAAGCACAUACCGUUACCAUUACACCACCGAUCUCUCUGAAGCAUACACGUCUGCUCUACCUUGCGGCGCGCGUUCUGUUCCUGAGCUCUACCAACAAAGCUUGUGCCAUUGACAAAAGCGAAAUUUUCUCUUGUUUUAAACAAAGAUGACCGAGUGAUCAGAUAUAUCCUUGACCAGGACUGGAUUUCUUGGGGACAAAUUUUCUAUUCUCUGCAAGUGUUCUUCGCUCCUCCCCGGCUUGAUUCGCCCUUGGCGCUUCUAGAGGGAGUGGAGAAAUCUGCGCCCCAUGGGUUAGAUAUAUGUUUAUCCCGGUCUUCUGCUGGUAUUAGUUUUCUGUCAAGAAGUUCAAUGUAUGUGAAGGAUUUUGAUGACGCCGUCAGACAAGUGGUUGAUCUUUUGUAUGAAAGCGAUGGUACUGCAGAAGGCAAAAUUAAAACAUUCUUGCUUCGUGGUUGGUUCGACGGGAGUGCUCGUCGGGUAUUGGGAGGAUGUGCUGUUCUUAGAGCUAUAGCGAAGCUUCUAAGAUCCACAACAUGUGAUGAUUCUGACAUGAGAAAGCACUUUGACAGAAUUAUCCAUGUGGACUGCUCCCUGUGGAAAAGCAGCAGGACCAUGCAGAGGACAAUAGCGGAGGAGUUGAACCUUCGCCAUGUAAUGCACAUAUUUGAUAAGGAGGAUGAAGAUGAUGAUUUCAGAGGAGUAGAAAACAGCUCUAGAAAAGUGAUACCAAGGAUCGCAAGUUUGAUUAAUAAGUCUCUAAGAGAUGAAAGAUUUCUGAUGAUUUUUCAUAAUGGAGGAAGUGAAGAUAUUGAUCUCGUAGAGUCUGGCAUUCCUCUUUACGGUGAAGGUAAAUUGUUAUGUACCUAUGGUGGAAGAUUUUUGGAGGACAAGUGGAAAGAAUUCAAGUUGUUGCACACUUAUGAUAUUUAUAUUUAUCCGGCGGCAUAUUAUUAUACAAAUAUUGCACCUCAUAUUGAAAAUGUAUUGCACAAAGAAGCUGCUGGAGUGAUUGGUGACACCGGUAUGGAUGGCAUCAACACAGAAACAGUUUUGGAUUGCUUCUUGUACUCAUUAUUCCUAACAACACGACUACCUGAAAACUUUACUGGUGUUGACUAUGGUUGGGCGACUCAUGCUUGUAACUACUGGAUAUGUGAUGGAAUCCUUGGUGAGGACAAAACAUGGGAUAUUGGCAAUACAUUGUAUCAUGUGAUACCAAUAUUGGGCAAUUCUACUUACGAAACAAGACGUUUGGCAUCCUAUUUGGAUGGACAGAAAAAACCCUAUGUGGGCUGGUAUUCAGUCACCUCCAACAAACUAAGGGCAGAAGAUAUCUCUAAUGUUCCUGGCAGUGCAUCAUCAUAUUUCUUAACAUUUCAGGGAGAUGAUCCAGCAUAUGUACGUAAUGAUUUGUUUCAACUAGCCAGCAACAACCUCCGUGUGCUAAAGCUCUACAACUGCAGCUUCACUUUUGCAUCUCCUCCUUUUCAGUGCUGCCACAACCUAAGAUUCCUUUGGCUUGACCAUUGUGCAAACACUGGGAAGAAGCAAAGUGGAGGGCCAAGUUUUCUGAACCUGCUGGUGCUUGACAUACGUUUCACAGAUUAUGUUUUCUUGCCUCAGAUGAUUGAACUGAUGACCAAUCUCAGGGAGCUAAAUACAAAGGGGGUUUCAUGGAAGACUGCAAGUCAUGCAUGGAAAAAGCUACAGAAGCUUCAGAAGCUCCGAUUAACAGAAUCUUCAGAUGUGGUCACGGUGGACAGCUGCUCUUCCGUAGAUAUGAUGAACCUGGAGCUCCUUGACUUGUCAGGAAACACUCACCUGGAAUCAUUGCCAACAUUAUCAUCCACAAGAAGCCUGAAGAUGCUUAUUCUUGAUGGUUGUUCCAGCUUGGAGCAAGUUGCCCUGCAAGGAGCUCCUCCACUGCUUGAAAGUUUUAGCUUCGAUGGUUAUGGCCCAGCAGAGAAUUGGACACAUUCCAUACACCUGCCACAAAAGGAAUUGCGCCGCAAGUCUCCUUUAGCUCCUGUUCAAAUAGUCAAGGUGACAAAGAUCUCCCUACAUGGUUGUGGUCGAUUGCAUAACAUAUACCUGCAUGCACUACCGAAUCUGGAGGAACUGGACCUCUCUGGUGCAGCUAUUAAAAUAAUUGACCUCCAUGCAAUGUAUGUCCCGAAACUCAAGAAGCUAUUCCUACUGGGCUGUGAGCAGCUCCGUAGCCUAAUCUGGAAAGGAUCACCUAGACUGGAAGUUCUACAUGUGGAUACUCAAGGGACGAAAAGAUCAGUGGUCUGCUGUGGAGAACAGGGAUCCUUUGGCUUUCAGGCACAUAUUGUUUUUACGGAUGGAAGGUUCAUUUGGUCAUCCUCAGAUGGGCUCAAUAGCCGAUCACAAAUUGCUGUCUCCAAGGUGUACCUCCUUAUCUCUUGUACGAGCAGUAGCCAAACCAACAUCACCAAAAGUAUCAAGGAGAUUGGAUCUAGCCGACAGGGUUUGGUUCCAACAAGGCCGCUAUUACCGUAUAAUGAUAUUGCCAUGGCUAAGGAUGUUACAUGCUCGCUCUUGGUGUGGAACUGUCAACAGCUCCAAACUUUGAACGUGCAUAUCGAGAUUGGUAAAGGAAGCUAUAAUUUAGAGAGUAUGCAAGAUGAAGGGAAUUUCAGAAGUUUCGCAGCUUUUGUCGUUGAAUCAUUGCAUGUGCAUGACAAUUGCUCCAUCACUGCUAUCCCCCCAUCGAACUGGGAGAGACUAAAAUGGUGUCAUGUUGAGAGUUGCCCCAAGCUACACUCUGUGUUUUCACGUCGGAAUGGAACAUACAGCUUUUGGUGUAUAAACACAUUUUCAGCUUCUGAUCUCCUGGUGGCCUAUUGCAUCUGGGGAAGUGUCGAGAAAACUUGGAAUGACCUUUACUACACACUCCGGAGUCUCCAACAACUGCAGCACAUAUACCUGUACAAUUGCCCAAGGCUGGUGUUCGUUCUCCCCAUUUCCUUCACCUUGCCCAACUUGGAGACCCUCCAGAUUGCAUACUGCAGUAAUCUUCGACAUGUUUUCCCAUGGGACCACGAGUACACUGAGGAAAUAGCAUCUGGUUUCACAUUCGACAACCUGAAGCACAUCAAGCUACACCAUCUUCACAAGCUGGAGCAGAUAUGUGUGGUCAAAUUGACUGCACCUGCGUUGCAGUCAGUCGGCAUCAGGGACUGCUGGGGUCUCAGGCGUCUCCCGGCUGUAACACGUCAAGGUCCUAAGCCGGUGGUGGACUGCGAGAAGGACUUGUGGGACAAGCUCAAAUGGGAUGGCUUGAGGGCUGGGCAUCACCCAUCGCUGUUCGAAACGCGCCACUCAGCCUACUACAAGAAGACCCUCCCGAGGGGCUCCUACCUAAGGUAAUCUGUUGUUGCUCUGCUCUACGGCACAGGGAAAUUGGCCUAUGUGAAGCAUCAGUCUGUUGCUGUUACAAGUCAUCGCCUCACGUCUCCGAGGUGUUUCUCCAGCCGUAUGUGUGUUUGCAAAUUAAGUGUGUUCGUGCUGCUGCCGCUUGCACGGUGAAUAAAGUGUGUGUUUCCUUUCUCACUGAGCUGCCUUGAUCUUGGUAUGCUGGGUUGGAUUGGUGUGUUUCCUUUCCACCAAGCUGCCUUGAUCUUGUUAUGCUUGAUUGGAUUGACGUGUUGUGCUGCUACUUCGACUUCGAGUGCUGGCUUUCCACAGCUUGGUGCGCUGUUCACAACCCUGCUACUUUGUGUUGGUUUGCUAUCUGUUUGUAAUAAGAGGAUGUGCGUGCAUCGGUGCGCGUCAACCUAGUGUGGUGUGUGACUGGUGAACCUUAAAUUCAGCUUGGUUUGAUGUAUGUUUGUUUGACGAAACUAUAUGUCGUAUCAUUGUGAUGAGCUGUGUGA